Vigna angularis (adzuki bean) is the source of this 2562-nucleotide messenger RNA. RefSeq lists its product as uncharacterized. The transcript has a single exon. The record is from RefSeq and is a predicted model, not a curated record. NCBI's taxonomy places the organism in Eukaryota, Viridiplantae, Streptophyta, Magnoliopsida, Fabales, Fabaceae. The coding region runs from base 1 to 2562 and encodes 853 amino acids.
AUGAGAAUGGACGAUCCCGCUGAGAUGAUGCGCGUGCUACAACAAAAAAUGGACGAGAUGCAGCAACGUCAUGAAGAAGAGAUGGCGGCCGUAAAGGCCGACUGCGAAGCCCGGAUAGCUCGGGAGAUUGGGCGGAUGGACGGGGGAGAGCGAGUGAAGGAUAAAGGAAAGGGGGUGGAAGGAGAACGCCCGCCCCCGGAUACCGAGGGCGAUAGGACUUGGAGGCCUUCCGGAUCGGAGGCAGAAGAAAGCAAGGCUAAAUCGGUACAUGUGGAGAGCGCUGCCGAGGACGGGCGGAUGGUAGUCAAGUCGGAGCCUUCAUCCACCUUAUUACUUCCAUUCACCCAGAACAUAAUGAAUGUCCAAAUCUCGGAGCAAUUCAUGGCUCCACAGUUCAAAAUGUAUAACGGGACGACAGAUCCGGCGUCCCAUAUCCAGACGUUCUCGAACGCCAUGGCGUUCCGAACGGGCAAUGACGCCAUUUGGUGCCGAGCGUUCUCGCUCUCACUAGAGGAAGAAGCUUUGGAAUGGUUUAACACCCUCCCCCCCAAUUCAAUAGAAAACUUUACCGGCUUAAAGCAACUAUUCAUUAAACAAUUUGCGGCCAGUAGUACCCAAGACCUGACCGUAUUCGAAUUGAUGACUCUCAAACAGGGGAAGGACGAAGCGCUGCGAUCAUUCAUGGACCGGUAUCAGAAGACGGUCCGGCGCGUGAAAAGCCUGACCCCAGAGCUCGCCCUUCACUACAUCCUGCCGGCUCUAAAGCCAGGACCGUUUAAGGAUAGCGUCUGCAGGCGAGCGCCCAAAACGAUGGAAGAGUUGAGGGAACGGGCUGCAGAUGAGGUAAGGGUGGAGGAGAUGAAGCUCUCCUACAAAAAAGAAACUCAAGAAGCCAGGGAAGCAAGGACGGACGGCAAUAAGCCCGGUUCGUCCACGGGAAAAACGUCUGGUCCUAGACCCAGAGAGCAGAGAAAGGGACCUCGAUUCCCACAGUACACACCUCUGAACGCCUCGAGGGAGAAAAUUCUCCGAGAGGCCUUGAGUGCGGAAUUGAUACCGGAGCAGGAAGCGAACCCGACUCCGAAGAAUGCUAAUUGGAGCAAACACUGUGCGUACCAUAAGAAUAUGGGUCAUACCACCGAGGAUUGCUGGACCCUCCGGGAUAAGAUAGAAGAGCUCAUCCGGGCGGGAAAGCUUAAAAAAUACGUACGUGAGGAGCGCCCGCCGCAAUCAACCGAACGGCCUGCUCAAAGGUCGACGUACCGAAAGGAGAAACCGAGGAGCGCGCGAGCGGAACGACCCCGCUCAGAGAGACGACCAAGCCGAAGUCGAAGCCGCAGCCGUGAACGUCCCUUGAGGGGACAUAUCAACACUAUUUCCGGAGGAUUCGCGGGAGGAGGAUCAUCUUCCUCCGCCCGUAAACGACAUGUUCGGGCCCUCCAAUCCGUGCAUUUAGUGGACAAGCCACGCCGCUCCAUGCCACCCGUUACCUUUUCGGACGAGGACUUUCACGCCCCUAAUCCUGACCAGGACGACCCGAUGGUCAUAACGGCAGAGAUAGCGCGGUAUGGGAUCAGUAAGGUUCUGGUUGACCAAGGAAGCUCGGUCAACAUCCUCUAUUGGAAGACCUUCCUGCAGAUGGAUAUCUCGGAGGACCUCAUCGUCCCUUAUGGUGGGCAGAUAGUGGGCUUCGCGGGAGAAAGGGUCGACACUAGGGGAUACGUGGAAUUGAGAACAAGGUUGGGAACCGGACGCUCCAGCGAGGAGAAGAGGGUCCGGUACCUGCUGAUAGAGGCCAACACGUCGUACAACGUGCUGCUCGGAAGACCGUGCCUGAACGCGUUUGGGGCAAUUGUCUCUACCCCUCACCUCACAAUGAAGUAUCCCUCCGAAAAGGGAGCUAUUUGCACGGUUCAGGCGGACCAGAAGACGGCCCGGGAAUGCUACGCGGCGGGGUUAAAACUGCACGCUCGGCCUGUGAAAAGAAGGGCGGCCGGCUCCGAGGUUGCCAUGGCAGACCUCGACCCGAGGACGAAUACCGAGGACCGGCUGGAGCCCAUUGGAGAAACCCAACCCAUCCUGAUAGGAAGGGAACCCGCUCAGACCACCCUCAUCGCCAGGGAGCUGAACCCUGAAGUGGAAAAGGAGCUAAGGGCACUACUAUGGAAGAACCGGGAUCUAUUUGCGUGGACGGCAGCGGAUAUGCCGGGCAUCCAUCCCGCGGUGAUGUGCCACAAGCUCUCCCUUUUCCAGAACGCCCGCCCAGUCGCACAGAAAAAGAGAAGAAUGGGCGAGGAAAAACGGCAAGCUGUCGAGGAGGAAGUAGGAAAGUUGAAGAAAGCUGGUUUUGUUCGGGAAGUCACGUACACCACGUGGCUGGCUAACGUGGUCAUGGUAAAAAAGGCCAAUGGAAAGUGGCGCAUGUGCACAGACUACACUGACCUGAACAAAGCCUACCCGAAAGAUUCGCACCCCCUUCCCAGUAUAGACGCCCUGGUGGACGGCGCUUCUGGGCAUCGGGUACUAAGCUUCCUAGAUGCAUAUUCCGGGUACAACCUGUAA